CAAUAUGGCGGGAAAAGGGGCUAUUUGAACCAAAAAUUCGCAAGUCUUGAUAAAAUAUAUUUCUUUAAACCUGACAAAGUCGCUUCUUCAUGAAAUGUCCGAUGAAAGUGACAGAUUUUCCCUAACGGCUGAACAAUAUUUAGCGAAGUACCACGUACUGACCUACCUUCAGGAUGCAGUUGCACAGCUACUGGAGCAUAAAGAAGAGAAUCCAAGGGUCAUUCCAGCUCGAUUUCUGAGUGAUUACUUCAGGAGUGUUGUGCAAGGGAAUCACACUCUAUUCAGGGAGUAUAGUUACAUCAAGAAGACACCUCACAAUAUUGCCUCUUUUAUCAGAGUGUUUUGGAAAUGUUUUAGACAUAUCGGAAGGAAUGGAGAUUUGUUAUCUGCAAAGGAAUAUCAUUCUCUAGUGUGCCUGUUGUGCCCUGAUUUUCCAUUUGAGCCAGUUCAGAAGACAGCAAGGAUUAUUUUAAUGGAAGAUGCUAUGGAUUGUCUGAUGUCAUUUCCAGAUUUUCUUUAUGCUUUCCAAACACAGUUCUUUUAUGAGGAGUUUAUAGAGAAACUUCACAGCACUUAUCAAGCCCUGAUAUCAGGUACUUAUAGACCUGGUCAGAUAGUGAUAGUGCCAACACUGUCCAGGCCCACUCAGCACAAGACACAGCAGCCUGCACACACUGCACCAGAUGCUGCUCAGGUCAGUCCUGAGGAUGGAGUGGAGGUUCAUUCUUUCUUGGAGGCCAUCCUUCAAAUUAUUCAUACCAGCAAUGGCUCCUUCAGUUGUCCACCUGUUGAGGUCAUUAAGGAACUGUUAUCGUCUGUUGAAAGAGUUACUUUUUAUGGAUUUCUUAUUGGCCUUGCAAAACACCCUGGUGUCAAUAACAAUGUUGCAACCCUACCUGAUAAAUCAGCUAUCAUGGAAGAAACUGAUCAGGAAUUGAGCAGUCCUUCAACCAGACCAAAAUCAGGCAGACCAAAGAGUGGAAUUCCUAAUACUACCAAGAAGGCUCUUUGAAUUUGUUCAUGAUUAAUUGGUUGAUGCAUAUAAUAGAAAAAAAAAUGGACAUGUAAUUUCAUGAACUGUAAGUAUUGUAUGUAUCUUUUGUAUAAGAUAGCUGAAUAUUUAGUGUGAGACCAUACUUUUUGUGGUCCUGAAUUAAAGCAAUUUUAGCAAUAAAUAAAUUUGGAUUGUAAAUUAUCACAACUCUUCUUUAAGUGACAACCAAUGUGUUCAACUUUAAUCCGGAACUCUUUAUUUUUAUUUUUGUUACGUUAUUGUAUGAUGGAUCUUUGCUUUUGGAAAAAAACAACAAAACAAACAAAAACAGUUAAAGUUAAUUGAUUUUUUUCCUUAAGAAUGUUAGUCUUUUAAGACUCUCUUUUAUAUCUAGCAAAUGCAGUGACAUGCGUACAAUAUGUAUUCAUUGGAGUCUAAAUUCUUUGGACAUAGGCACCUCUAACAAAGGACUAUUUUAAUCAACAUUUGACUUCUAAUAUUAUAAAUGUUUAAUUUAGUUUUAUCUGCUAUUAGGUUUGCUUAAUAAAAGCCCUUGAUUUAUUAAAAA
This is a messenger RNA of Pocillopora verrucosa, 1562 nucleotides long. RefSeq names its product centriolar satellite-associated tubulin polyglutamylase complex regulator 1-like. Lineage: Eukaryota; Metazoa; Cnidaria; Anthozoa; Scleractinia; Pocilloporidae. The record is from RefSeq and is a predicted model, not a curated record.